AUGUUUUAUUAUUUUGCAUUUGGAAGUAAUUUAUUAAAAGAACGUAUACAAUUAACAAAUAAAUCAGCUCAAUAUGUUGGUAUUGGUGUUUUAGAAGAUUAUAUUUUAUCAUUUGGUGGAUUUAGUAAUAAUUGGUUUGGUGCUACAGCAACAAUUCAACCAUCACCUUCUAAAUAUGUUAUGGGUACUGUAUGGAAAAUGUCUAUCAAUGAUAUGAAAACAUUAGAUUUACAAGAAUCUGUACCAAUUAUAUAUCAACCUGUUGAAAUUUCAAUUCAUCUUUUCUCGGAUAAAUCUUCAAUUAUACAUUGUAGAAGUUAUAUUUUAAAUUCAUUUGAAUUAGGUGAUCCAUCACCAUAUUAUUUAGAUAUAAUAAUUCGUGGAGCUAUUCAAUCUCAACUACCUCAAUCAUAUAUUGAUCAAUUAAAAACAAUUAAACAUAAUGGAUAUUUAGGAAAAUGUAAUCUAUAUAUGAAUAUUCUUAAUAAUAUACCAAUAUCUGAACGUUAUAUAUAUCAUAUAUCAGAUUUAAAUAGAUUACAAUUAGAAUAA
Messenger RNA from Schistosoma spindalis, 552 nucleotides. NCBI's taxonomy places the organism in Eukaryota, Metazoa, Platyhelminthes, Trematoda, Strigeidida, Schistosomatidae. The record is from the annotation of a GenBank genome assembly.